AUGAACGAUAUAGAUUAAUUAUAAGAUUUAAAUGGAAAUUUGGCUUUAAGAAUAUUAUAAAACUUAUAAAAAACAAAUAAAAUAAGCGAUGAAUAGAAUGAAAGACUUAAACAAAAUUUCAUUUUAUUACAUUAAACUAUAGUAAAAUCAUUCCAAAACCAAAAGGCGCUUCCAUUAAAAACAAAACAAUUAUAAUUAGAAAUAAAGUAAAGUAAAGAUGUAUUUGAAGAACUAUCAAUAAAACAAGAAAACAUUGAAAAUAAAUAUAAAAGUUAUCAAUCUAGUAUAAAAAAAUAAGAACUAGAAGAAGAAAAUCUUAGAAGAACUUUAGAUUAAAUUUUAAAUGAACAUGAUAAAAUUUAAGCUAAUAUUUAAGAAAAAGAAAUAAGUAUUUAAGAAGAUGAAAAAUUAAUAAGAUAUCAAAUAUAAAUUGAAGAAAAUAGUCUAAUUUAAUAAAUUGAUAAAUUAAAAGAUGAAAUUUAAAAAAAAUAAUAAAAUGUGGAAUAUGAAACGAAAUAUUUAAUUGAACAAAAAGGAAAAAUCAAAAGUUUUUAAAUUUAAAAUAAUUCUAUUAUAGAAGAAAUUAGUUAAAAAUAAAAUAUAAUUUCUUAAAUUAAAGAUGAACCUAAUAAAUAUUUAAAGAAAUCAUAAAUGCUUAUUUAAGCAAAUAUUUUAAUUAAAUAAGAUUUAUUUAAUAUAAAUGAGGAGAUAGUUAAAUUUAAUAAUAUAAUAAAAGAAAAAUCAGAAGAAAAUGAACGUUUAAUUGUUAAAGAUAAAGAAUUAUCUGAAAAAAAUUUAAAAGAUAUAAUAUUUAUAAAUAAUGAAAAAAAAGAUAUAAAAUAAUUAAUGGAAGAAAUAAAAAAAAUAGGAAUUCUUUUAGACGAAAAGCAAUCAUUAAGGUUUUAAAACGAAGUUGAAAUAAAAGCUUUUGAAAAAGAAUAUUAUAGAAAUGAGGAAUUUGUGGAAAGUUUAAAGAAGUAAAUUGAAUAGAUAAAAAGAAUGUAUAAAAAAGAAGAGAAUUAAAAAGAAAUUUUACUAAUAAAAAUUUCUGAAUAUUAAAUUUCAAUUUAAAAAAUAUAAAAAAGUUCUUAGUAAAUAAAAAAAAACAUAAAAAAAGAAGAAAAAGAAAAUACUGAAAUUUCUUAAGAAAAUAAACUAAUAGAACAUAAAGCUAAACAUGUAAUGUUAUAAAACGGAGAUAAAGAUAAAUAAAAAGAAUAUAUAUUUAAAUAAAUAAAAGAAUUAGAAGAUUAAUUAUAAUAAUAAUAAUAAUAUGAAUAUUAAACUAAAAAAAAAAUAAUGGCUUUAACUAAUACAAGGGAAACAAUGGCCAGAAAAGCAUCUUAAGCGAAUUUAGAAGUCAGGGAAAGUCGAGAGGAAUUAAAAAUAAAAGAAUUAAUUAUAUUAGAUUUGGGUAAACGAUACCAAGAAAUCAAUUUUUAAUUAAAUUCAGUAAAAUAACUAUAUGAAUAAACUAAAGGCGUGAGAAAUAAAUAUGUUUCUUUGAUUUAAAAUAGUAGUUAGACUUUAGCUGAAUUAAAAGAAAGAAUCAAACUUUCUUAAAAUGAAUUAGAAAUAUUAAAAAAUGAGGCUUAGGAAAAAGCUUAAAGUGGACUAUAAUAUAAUCAUACAGUGCAACUUUAAAUUAGUUUAAGGGAUAGAAGUAAUACUUAAUUAAAUAAAUUAGAAUUUAUACGAUUAAAUAAAAAAUAAAUAAUUGAUUAAAAUGUAAAUGAAAUAGAAAAAUUAAAUAUUAUUAUUGAAAGUUUAGAAAGUUAAAUAUUAAGUUUAAAUAAGAAAUAUUAAAUAUCUACAGAAAGUAGAAAUUAUAUAGGUAUUUAAUUAAUUGAUAGAAAUGAUUAAUUAUGUAUUAUGUAUGAAAAAUCUAAUAUUUGUGAAAAAACACUUAAUAAUGGAGAACUUGAUUUGAAGAAAAUCGCAGAAGAAGCUAGAAUGCUAAAACUAGAAAUUAAAGAAAAGAAAAGAUAGAUACUUAUUGCUUAAAAAAACAUUGAUUUGGUUCCUUUUUUAGCUCAAUAAGUUGUUACUAUCAAAGAGUAAUUAAAAUGUAAACAAAAAAUAUACUUAGAGUUAUCUCAGAAAUUAGAAGAUCCCCUCAAUAUGAAGAGAUGGAGAGAAUUAGAAGGUGAAGAUGAUGAUUUGGAGUCUCUGAAUGCUAAAAUAUUUGUUCUUGAGGAAAGACUUAAUAAAAAAAAAGAAGAAGAGCUUCAAAAAGAGCUAGUAUUAGAUGAAAUAAGCAAUAUAAGUGAUAAAUUGAGAGAUGAAGUGCUUUCUGGAAGACAAGAAACACUUGAAUUAUCUGAAAAACUAGGUUCUUUUUAACAAAGACUGAAAUAAAUAACUCGGUAAACAAUGUCUAUAAUAUCAGAAUUAUCAAUGUAUUAGGCUAUGAUUAUAAAAUUAGAAAGAGAAAGAAAAGAAAUAUAAGAAAUUGUUGAAAAUGCAAAAAUUUAAGAAAAUGAAGGAAAAGCACCAACUGGAGAUUCAGAAUUAGAAUAUUAAAAACUUUUGAGAAAUAAAAUAAAGUUUUUUGAAGAAAAAAAAUUGAAAUUAGAAAAAGAAAAUUUAGAAAAAAAUUUCACACCAUUUUUAACUAAAACAAAGGCUGAACAUAGAUUUGAUACUUAUGUAGAGAAUUCUAAUGGGUUUGUAAAACCUUAUGGGGCGCAUGCACCAUUUAAAGCAAGUGGGGUUUGUUAUAAUUUGAAACAUUAUAAAAAACCGGAAAUUAAAGAAAUUGAGAUUUGA
Messenger RNA from Ichthyophthirius multifiliis, 2769 nucleotides. RefSeq lists its product as hypothetical. The record is from RefSeq and is a predicted model, not a curated record. NCBI's taxonomy places the organism in Eukaryota, Ciliophora, Oligohymenophorea, Hymenostomatida. Gene Ontology annotation, cellular component: cytoskeleton. The transcript is spliced from 3 exons.